Messenger RNA from Pseudonaja textilis, 1328 nucleotides. RefSeq names its product heparan sulfate-glucosamine 3-sulfotransferase 6 (gene HS3ST6). Gene Ontology annotation, molecular function: [heparan sulfate]-glucosamine 3-sulfotransferase activity. The record is from RefSeq and is a predicted model, not a curated record. Lineage: Eukaryota; Metazoa; Chordata; Lepidosauria; Squamata; Elapidae.
AUGCUGCUCCUCUGCACCUACUUCUUCUACUGCCUGACCGGCCCCUGCCAGCCCCUCCGCCGGCCCGGCCCGCCCGGCUGGCCCCCCCAGGCCCGCCCGCCCCUCUUCCCCCAGCGCCCUCCCGAGCCCCCCGGGCAGGAAGAGGAGGAAGAAGAGGAGGAGGAGGAAGAAGAAGAAGACGAAGCCGCCGGAGCCGAGGAGGAUGCUCCGGCCGGGGCUCUGCCCGUGGCCAGCGGCUCCGGCCAGAAGAAGUUCCCGCAGGCCAUCAUCGUCGGCGUGAAGAAAGGCGGGACCCGCGCGCUGCUCGAGUUCCUGCGCGUCCACCCGGACGUGAGAGCCGUCGGAGCAGAGCCGCACUUUUUCGACCGCUGCUACGAGAAGGGGCUGCUCUGGUACAGAAACCUGAUGCCAAGGACCCUGGAGGGACAGAUCACCAUGGAGAAAACGCCAAGUUAUUUUGUGACCAAGGAAGCCCCUCAGCGCAUUUACAAUAUGUCCAGAGACACCAAGUUGAUCGUGGUGGUUCGCAACCCCGUGACCAGGGCCAUUUCGGACUACACUCAGACCCUUUCCAAGAAUCCCACCAUCCCCAGCUUCCAAAACCUGGCCUUCAAGAACCUGAGCAUGGGUCUUAUUGAUAUCACCUGGAGCGCGGUGAGGAUUGGUCUUUACGUGAAACAUCUGGACCACUGGUUGCGUUACUUCCCUCUCUCCAAGUUUCUCUUUGUCAGCGGAGAGAGGUUGGUGAGCGACCCAGCUGGGGAAAUGGGCCGCGUUCAGGACUUCCUGGGCCUCAAACGCGUGGUGACGGACAAGCACUUCUACUUCAAUGAAACCAAGGGUUUCCCUUGCCUGAAGAAACCGGAAGGGAGCAGCAGGCCCCGGUGUUUGGGGAAGUCCAAAGGACGGCCACACCCCAAAAUUGACCUGCAGAUUGUCCAACGCCUGCAGGAAUUUUACAGGCCCUUCAACUUGAAGUUCUAUCAAAUGACAGGGCAGGAUUUUGGGUGGGAUUGAGAGAUCUCCUGGAACCAAGGAGGCAAGAGGGAGUGCCGUGGGAGCAAACAGAAGGCCUUCUCUAAGCUCCCAUGAAGGACUUAACUUCUCCCCAAAGCCUGUUGGGCAAAGGUGGCAUCUGAAAUGCAACAUCCGAGGAACGUUUUCUGAGUCUGACCCUUACUAAUUUAUAUAAUUUCCUUCCAAUAAGAGAGAAUUGUUACGCUUACGGUGUAGUGGAGAGAAAGACAUUAAGCCUCGCCCGGCUGACAUCCGCAAGACGAGAGCGAAGGACGGGAAACAUAGAUCGGUUGAAAUAUCCCUGCUAAAUA